Molecule: messenger RNA, 1164 nt
Organism: Pseudomassariella vexata
Lineage: Eukaryota; Fungi; Ascomycota; Sordariomycetes; Amphisphaeriales; Pseudomassariaceae
Exons: 2
Coding region: 1-1164 (387 amino acids)
Source: RefSeq, a predicted model, not a curated record
AUGCCACCGCCCAAAGAACACAAGAGGAUAUGGGGCCUGUCGCGGGAAACCUUUGUAGCCGUCAUGGCAGGCCUAGCCGUCUUUGUCAUAGGUCUGCUAGCCACCGUUCUCGCCGUCACCCUCGGAUCCUGGGGAUCUUCAAGCACUUCAUCAACUGUCAGCACGGGCGUCCUAAGCGACUCCAAACUAGCCGCUCUCAAUUGGACCGACUAUUCAGGUGUUGACCACACCGCCGUUGCCUACCAGCACAAAUCCAACGCCAUCAUGAUCUCGACGCGGAAUUCGCUCACAGGAAUAUGGACCAAUGUAAACGUCACCGAGAGCGUCAUGAACGCCACUAAGUCGACCGGUCUGGACGUACUUCCCGGCACGCCGCUCGCUUACGCGACUAACAAAGGGCUGUGGAACUUGUACUACCUGACAUCGGACAACGCGGUCGCAGAGCUCUACUCGACCAACCCCUUGACGGGCCAGUGGCUGAUGGGUGAAUUUGGCGCCAGGACGGGAGCUCAAGCAGUCGCUGGCUCCCGUCUCGGUGCUGUCUGGCAAAGCUGCCAGAACUGUUCCAACUCGCUUCUCGUCAUUUGGCAGAAAGAAAACGGCCAAGUUCAGCUAGCCAACUACACCAAUAUGGCCUGGGAGCUUAGAGAUGUCAUUGCAGAGUCUGCUCCGCCGGGGACUGGCAUGGCCAUUUCGGCGUUUACGGACAGCAGGGGAACAGGCGAGUUCGGGACCGACACGAAUUCGCUGCGGGCUUACGUCGCGGAUGGGUCGAAUUUGAUGGAAAAUCAGAACGGCCCCGACACAGAUUUCACGUGGGACCUUGGAAACUCUGCCCAGCCAAUCAGCUCCGGACUCUCGGUAACCCCCUGUCCCGAAGUGGUGUCCAUUACGUAUGGCGAGAACGGCUGGGACAACAAUCUCGUCACCUACCUUUCCGCCGACGGUGACCUGGUCUCGAACAUAUGGCGCGGCAGCGCGUGGGACGUCCAAGCACCAGUACUGGCAGGCGCGCCGGAAGGUGUCGACACCUUCUCGUCGAUAGCGACCACGCAGCAGAUGAGGACGUUUGCGCUGGCCAAUGGUGUGAUCCACGAGUACACCACCACGGCGGCGAAUCCGUUUACUUGGUUGUGGGUGGGAAAGGUGGUGACGGAGGAUUGA